UUAAAUCAUGUCGCGCGUGCAAGCAGGCAAAAGAGAGGGAAAAUGCUUGGGUCUGGUGGGAUGGAUGCCGUGUCAGCAAGGUAAUCCCAGCAUAUCUUAUCAAGUGUUUGACAUGGCAGCCGGCGAUUGGAGGGGCGAAUCCCUCACAUCUGCCACUGCCCACCUAGUCCAGACGUUACGACAGAUAGAGCAGGUUUGGGUUGUGUGGUUAAUCAAAUCUAUCUAUCCAUCCCAUCCCAUCCCACUACAGAAAAAGCCUCUGCUCUUGUGUCUCGCGAGAUUUAGAUUCACAUCGCAGCACAAGAUCUCCUCUCUUCUCCUAUGCACAAGCAAAAGAUUUGCUCUUGUGAGACACAGAAUUCAUGGAGGUGCAGGCCCCAUGUACUUUCACCUGCUCCUACACCCACUGUUCCAUCGGAUUCGCCCCUCGGGCUCGCCUCCGCUGCAUCACCAGGAUCCGUGCCGCAGCUCAUGAUCAGCAGGGCGUCGGCGACGACCAACCACGCCGGACUAGUCGCCUCGCCGCCGAUGGACCCAUACCUGCUGCCGUCGCUGCUGCUGCCGCACAAGGUCCCAGCAGCAGCAGCAGCAGCGUAUUCGGCGCCAGGGACGCGGAGCUUGCCAUGUGGGAGAAGCUAGGAGCGCUCGUCAGGCUCAGCUACGGCAUUGGAAUCUACGCGGCCAUGGCGCUCGCCGGGAGAUUCAUAUGCCACAUUGCCGGGAUCGAUUCCACGGGUGGAUUCCAUCCGUCCCUCACCGCUCUCGUGGAGGGCCUCGGAUAUGCAUCUCCCCCAAUCAUGGUGCUGCUCUUCAUCCUCGACGAUGAGGUUGUCAAGUAUUCACCUCAUGCGCGUGCCAUCAGAGACGUCGAGGACGAGGAGCUCCGCACCUUCUUCCUCGGCAUGUCGCCAUGGCAGUUCAUUCUCAUCGUCGCCGCGAGCUCCGUCGGUGAGGAACUCUUCUAUCGGGCUGCUCUUCAGGGGGCACUGGCUGAUAUAUUUCUCAGAGGCACAGAGCUCAUGAAAGAUGCUCGAGGAAUUGUAUCCCUGAGCGGCAUGGUGCCUCCUUUCGUUCCUUUUGCUCAAACGUUUGCAGCAGCCAUCACUGCGGCCCUCACAGGAUCCCUCUAUUACCUUGCUACCGCCCCAAAAGUUCUUCUUUAUUUCAGACCCUACCUAUGUGGUCACACCAGUAAUGCGUUCUCACAACGGCCGGGAGAAUAUCAAGAAACUAUUUGCAGCCUGGUACGAAAGGAGGCAGAUGAGGAAGAUAUACUCCCCUCUUCUAGAAGGAAUCCUGGCUUUCUACCUUGGCUUUGAAUGGAUCCAGACGGACAACAUUCUAGCACCUAUGAUCACCCACGGCAUAUACUCCACCGUGGUUCUUGGCCAUGGGCUAUGGAAAAUCCAAGACCACAGGAGAAGGUUACGACAAAGGAUUCAGGAAAUUAGACAAAGUGGCUCAGACACACACCAAUAGUCCAAUAGCUCAUAGCUAGCUAGGUGAACAAGUUUUGAUCCACUUAAUUAGUCUAUGAUAUACUACUGUAGUAGCUAGCUAUACAUAGGUAGAGAGGAUAGUACGCCAAGCUGUGCAUACACACACGAACGAUCGGGGUGCAUCAGCAUAUGUACGGUCGAGUCUAUAUAUACUUGGUGUGUACCUAUAUAUGUUAAUUAGUGUAUAUAUACACUAGAUACGUACUUAAUUGUAUCAACAAUUUAUUUGUGGCUAGCUUGUUAAGCCUCUGAAACAGCGCUAGCUCGAAAUUAAUGUGAAACCAUACCUGCA
This is a messenger RNA of Brachypodium distachyon (stiff brome), 1791 nucleotides long. RefSeq lists its product as uncharacterized. Gene Ontology annotation, biological process: CAAX-box protein processing. Bases 363 to 1319 code for a protein of 318 amino acids. Gene Ontology annotation, molecular function: metalloendopeptidase activity. Gene Ontology annotation, cellular component: membrane. The record is from RefSeq and is a predicted model, not a curated record. NCBI's taxonomy places the organism in Eukaryota, Viridiplantae, Streptophyta, Magnoliopsida, Poales, Poaceae. The transcript is spliced from 5 exons.